Fusarium proliferatum ET1 is the source of this 162-nucleotide messenger RNA. RefSeq lists its product as uncharacterized. The record is from RefSeq and is a predicted model, not a curated record. The coding region runs from base 1 to 162 and encodes 53 amino acids. The transcript is spliced from 2 exons. Lineage: Eukaryota; Fungi; Ascomycota; Sordariomycetes; Hypocreales; Nectriaceae.
AUGAAGUUAUCAGCUGUCGGUCUCAUUUUCGGCCUCUUCGCCCUGGCCAGCGCAAAGUGCUACAACUGCAUUUACGACAACGGUGCACCUCCAUGCGGUGCAUGCCCCAGUGCUAUGCCCAACGGAUGUGCUGGUUGUAUUGGCGGUUGCCCUGCUGCGUAA